AUGGUCAAUGGAGGGUUCGGGGAAAGUCACGUGAAUAUGCUACUGGCAAUGCUUAACAUUCCUGGAAUUUGCCACAAAAACCUGAAAGAGAGAGAGAGGGAAGUUGGGGAGAAACUUGAGAGGAUGGCAAAUGAAUCCUGCUCUAGAAAUCUGGCAACUGAAGUAGCUUUAACUGAUUCUCCAGAAGAUGGUAUUGUUGUGAGUUUUGACGGAGCUUGGCAGAAAAGGGGCACUGGCAGGUCAUAUAAUAGUCUUACUGGUCAUGCCACUCUCAUAGGACAGAAAACGGGGAAAUGCGUAGGCUAUGCAACAAAGAGCAAGAAAUGUCGUAUCUGCUGUGCAGCUAAAGAAAAAAAUAUCACACCAAGAAAACAUAACUGCAAGAAAAAUUGGCAAGGCUCUGCCAAGUCGAUGGAACCAGCCAUGGCCUGUGAUAUGCUACAAUCUGUAUUGGACCAGGGAGAAAAAGUAUCGACAUUAGUGAUGGACAAUGAUAGCACAACAAUAGCUAGGGUGAAGUCAACCAUAGACAAGAAUAUCACAAAGCAUUGCGACAGUAAUCACACUAGGAAAGGGUUCACGGCUUCGCUUAUAGAACUGAGCAAGACUCACAAGCUACUGCGAAACACUAAAGUCCGUUCCCACAUUGAAAGAUGUUUCAGCUACAGUAUUUCGCAAAACAAGGGCCAACCCGAGCAACUAGCCACUGGACUAAGAAGUAUCAUUCCUCAUUUAUAUGGUGAGCAUUCUAGUUGUGGAACUUGGUGUAGGGGUAAUGAGGAGGGAUAUAAACACAAGGCACUGCCAUAUGGAAAACCACUUGAUGACAAAGACCUUAAAGUGGCCUUGCAGUCUCUGCUGGAGAAAUUCAUAUCUAGAUCAUCUGAAUUGGCCAAUAUGGGGUCCACGCAGUCAAACGAAAGCUUUAACCAGAUGGUAGCUUCUAAAGCACCAAAGAGAUUGUAAGUACAUGCAAAUUUUUACAUGUACUCACCUCCCAUAGCAUUGAAUAUAAUUUAUAUAUAUACAAUAGCAUUAAAUGAAUAAGAGCAAUGUAGCUUAUUUUGCAAUACAUCUGUAUGCAGGUUUUAUGGGGGCUCAGAAAGUCUUGCCUCAAGGCUCUCUGCCACAGUUUGCCAAAAAAAUGAUGGUUUUGAAUACAUAUCUGAGGUAGAAUGUGUUACAUGCAGCCAUUCAUGAUUUAAUUUUUUUGUUUCUGUGUUAUUUAUCAUGUUUACAUUUGCUGAAUAUCAGGCAAUAUUUUGUUCAUAGUAUUUUGAAUAUGUUUUACCAUAUAUAC
Messenger RNA from Saccostrea cuccullata (small rock oyster), 1300 nucleotides. RefSeq lists its product as uncharacterized. The coding region runs from base 1 to 966 and encodes 321 amino acids. Lineage: Eukaryota; Metazoa; Mollusca; Bivalvia; Ostreida; Ostreidae. The transcript has 5 exons. The record is from RefSeq and is a predicted model, not a curated record.